CUGCGGCUGAAUCGCAAUGUAUGCGACGCUUGAUAAAUAAAUGUUAACGUUAUGGCCUUCAACAUGAUAACACAGCGAAGGAUACCUCCAGUCCUAGUUCUGCGAUUUCAUCUACCUCAUUCAUCAUGGCCAGGAACGUUCUCAUCACCGGCGGCAAUCGAGGCCUUGGACGUGGACUCGUAGAGUCGUACCUCAACUUUCCCAACAUUCACGUCUUCGCGACUGUUCGCAACCCGUCCGAUGCAUCAUCGGAAUCUCUCAACUCGAUUCCAAAAGCCGAGAACUCGUCUCUCACACUUCUCAAGCUGGAAGCUGCCAACGAACAAGACUAUCCCGCGCUUGCUCAAUCCCUCUCCCAAGACCACAAUGUCAAAGAACUCCACCUUGUCAUCGCGAACGCAGCGAUCGGAAAGGUGGCUAGCGCUGUGAAGGAUGCCAAAACCUCCGACUUUCUCGAGAAUUUUCAAAUAAAUACCCUCGGACCCCUACUUCUUUUCCAGCACCUCCGUCCUCUGCUUUCUUCAGGAGCGAAAUUCGUACCUAUCAGCUCCAAGGGUGGCUCAAUCAAGUAUCUUGACGAGUUCAGUGUCCCAAACGCAGAAUACGGAACAAGCAAGAUUGCUUUGAAUUAUCUCACCAGGAAGAUUUCUUUGGAGAAUGAGGAUUUGGUUGCUUUUCCUUUGGAUCCUGGAUUUGUACAGACUGAUAUGGGUUUGGCUGGAGCGAAAGCUUUUGGGAUGAGUGAGAAGCAGAUUGAGGAGAUGUUGAUUACCACGCAGGAGAGUGUUGAUGGCAUGGUGAAAGUCAUUGAGGGAGCUACACGGGAGAAGAAUGGUGGCAAGUUUAUGAGAUAUAAUGGGGAGGAGACGGAGUGGUGAUUGCGACAGUAGCCUUCCCACGCACGCAUCAGGCUCUCUGAAGAUUAUAUAGACAUGGAUGGGCUCCUCUUGUGGAAUUUCAUUCCCGACAUCGAGAAAUUUUUCAUUGAGCUUUCCUUUGCUUUCCUUGCCCGAGAGCUUAGCCCCUCGUCGUCGCGACUCUGCUGGCUCCUUUGUGGUUCAGGCGCUCUGUCGUAAUGAUACACUCCACGAAACGAUGAACAGAGAAUGGAGCCUUGGACCUGCUGCCGACGAC
This is a messenger RNA of Cercospora beticola, 1134 nucleotides long. RefSeq lists its product as uncharacterized. Gene Ontology annotation, cellular component: cytoplasm. Gene Ontology annotation, molecular function: alcohol dehydrogenase (NAD+) activity. The record is from RefSeq and is a predicted model, not a curated record. Lineage: Eukaryota; Fungi; Ascomycota; Dothideomycetes; Mycosphaerellales; Mycosphaerellaceae.